GCGCUAGAAAAUCCCAAGGCAUUUGGGCAGACACAGGUUCCCUCGCGCGAUGCGCUGGUGGCAGCUAAGCACGAGAGAGAGAGAGAGAGGGGGCUGGGCGGUGCAGAGCACAGGGGAGCAAACGAGGGGCAGGGCCAGGUGCAGAGAUGCAGUGAUGGUGGUGGCCAUGUAGGACGCGAAAGCAUACAUUGUUACGACACUCGGGAAUUGCAGAAGGAGAAACCAAAAGGGCGUCCAGCAGUGACUGGGCCAGUGGGGGCCUCCCCGUCGUUGUCUUUGUCUCAAAAGUUCUUCCGCCCCUAAAUUGCCCCGUUCCGCUGGUCCUGUGGAAGGAGGGAGGUGGAGGAGAAAUUAUUGCUAGUCCUCCAGGGUCCAGACUGGCUUUCCCGAGCUAGAGCUCGAGUGUACAAAGUUAGGGUCCACGGUAGUCGGUAGUUGAUUGAAAUUCCUCCGGAGCCCCUUUUCUCAGCUGAGACUCGGAUGAUCGAUUGCAUCCGCGCACAUUCAUGGCGCGGCUCCUUCGCUAUCGAUCUUUGUCGGAUCCUUGACGAUUGUUUCUCCGAGCUCCAGUCGCUCGACGCUUUCCAUCAUUGACAUCUCCUCCUCAAAUCCUUGGCACAUCGGAAGACGUACCAGCGAUAGAUGUUGGCUGUUCGCCAGCCCAUCCAUCACCUCUCUCCUCCGACUUCGGAACAUUUGCCGGUCCGCGGCCAGGAGAUCGAUUCCGGUCGCGCACUGCAACGAGGGAGUACUUUUCGUACCCCGCGUGCAUUGUAAUCCGCUUUGGCAGAGGGCUGUCUGCUCCGAGGGUCGCUCUCCUCACUCUCGGCGGUGGUUUUGUGUCCGCAUGACUUGACCUCCAGCUCCCAUUUUCAAGAAGCAGCGGAAGAAUUCGGUGCAUCGGUGCAGCAUUCUGCUCGACUGAUUCUGGACAUUUUUAACUCCGUCCUCGACGUCAAGAUUUCUUCGUGCACACCGACUCCUCGCACGCAUCCCGGUCGGUCUAGGACCCGCCCCCGCACUGUCUGCUUGCUCCUUGGGUCAUUAUGCUCCCAGGCCAUUAGCGUGGCGACGGUGGUUGUGCCAGUUGGUUCGAGCUCUUCUUCCUCUCCUCCUGCUUCUGCCACCAGUGCAAUCUCCAACUGGCUGCGCAUGUGUCUGCGCAUGCCACCGUUGCCGAUCACGUCUUGAGCAACGAGGUACGGAGGGAAGGCACCUGCGUGUGUAGUUUAUUAGGUUUACAACUGGAUGCGAGGGAGUGGAGUGGCAGUGGCGUGGCGAGUGCUUGUUGCGUGCAGUACCUGUGUUUGCGUAGGGAGGGACGGAGGGUAAAUGAAAUCGGUGCCGGAACUCAUCAUUUAUUGCACGUGGUGCGUAAACAGAGCUCGAUUCUAUAGAGCUGGAUUCAUCGAUAGAGCUCGGUAACACCUAUUUUGCCCGUGGCGAGUACGGUGGGGUAUCAGCCCAGGCUAAAAUUGACGUGUGCGCGGUGGGGUAUGGAACUAUAGUGUACCGGGAGUGGGAGUAGCGCUGGAAGAGCUACGGAGAUCGAGCUUGUCACUGGGAGGUAUUGGUCGUUCGAGCAGGGAGUCGCACUUGCUGUCCUGGAGAAAAUCACUAGGGAAUGCGAUGGACUGCUGUUUGUGCAGCUCUUCGGGAAACUCCUAUCGGCCCCCGCGCAAUGUGAUCUGCAUCACUUGCUUCGAGGGAGCGAGAUCCCUCCUGGAUCUCGCCCGGCAGCUGGAGCAAGAUUGGCGGGACGAUGCCGACCUCGAUAAAUCCAAAGCUCUCGUAACCAGGCAGGGUUUAGGCUACGCCUUCAAGCAGAUGAAAGUGCUGGAGCGCGUGGAGGAGGAGGCCUCGGAGAAGCUCGAGUUUCUGGAAUCUUUGGUGCAGGCCUUCCGUGACGGCAUGCAUGCGGAUGUCGAGCUCGUCACCAACGACGGUCUCUCCAUUCAAGCCCACCGCGUCGUCAUGGCAACCAAGUCGCCCGUGUUCAAAGCCAUGUUCGAGGCCGACCGUAUGAAGAAAGCGCACACGGGGGCGAUUCACAUCCAGGAACUGAGCCAUGACCAAUUGAAGUUCCUGCUCGAGUUUUUGUACUGCGCGGAGAUUCCCGACGAGAAAAUGGCACAGCACGCCCACGCUCUCCUGGUGGCAGCGGACAAGUACGACAUCCCCGUACUGAGCAAAGUGUGCGAAGCGUACAUCGCCACAACUGUGUGCCCGUCGAAUGUCCUCGAGAUUCUGGAGCUGGCGACGCUAUGCUCGGCCAGCUCGCUCAAGGACACGGCCAUCAGUGUCAUCCUGAAGAGCUACGACGACGUCGUGUUCUCCAAGGAGUACGAGGACUUCGCGAUGAAGAACGCCCUGCUGGCCGUCGAGAUCACCAAAGCUCUGGUUCGGGACUUGAAGAAAUAGGCAUGACGACCCGAGCGAAUCGGCCAUUUCUGUAGCAUACCAUUCUUGUCCUCGUUUCGUGUCUGCGACUGUGGUUUCUGCAAAUUCGCCAUGUAUCAUAGGUAGAGGAUCAAGAGAUGUCUCGAGGGUUUUUGUCAAGACUGAAUCUGAGCUUUCUAUCGACAAUGUAUAGGUGAUUAUUGUGCCCUCAUCUGGGAAGUUGAGAGUAAUAACGUCUUGGUGCAUCUGACCACGACGGAGAGUGUGACACUUUUUUGACACAGCAUCUUUUGUUCGCACGGGUCGAUUCGCAACAUGUCCUUGAGAAGCGAUUCCGUUUUCCGUCUCGAGCUUCCUUGCUUCCGAAACGCUCGACGAAAGACGAGUCUUCCAGCCUUCGUUCAUGAGCUCGGACGGUGUACUUGCCUUCUGCUGCCGAGGUAGUAGACAUAG
Molecule: messenger RNA, 2853 nt
Organism: Marchantia polymorpha subsp. ruderalis
Lineage: Eukaryota; Viridiplantae; Streptophyta; Marchantiopsida; Marchantiales; Marchantiaceae
Source: the annotation of a GenBank genome assembly